CUUCUUUCUAUCAACGGUGAAGAGGAGCUAAGGGAGGAAGUUACAGAACACAAAGCAUCAUGCCCAGAUCAGGAAUGUUUAACAAGUGUGAUCUGCAUCGUAAUCAGUUUGUCUGCUGGCUUGGUUUGUGGCGUCAUGUUGUUUGGAGGUUUCUAUUAUAUCUAUAGGAACAAUCAGUCUGAAAUCGUGUCAUGUCUUGUCUCAGAGAAAACGAAGAGAAGGGUUGAAAAAGAGGCUCUGCUCAAGAAAGAAUCCGAGAAGAAGCAAGCGGAGCUGGAUGUCUGGACGCCAGUUUUGUCUUCAUUGAAGGAAGUGAAGAGCGGACUGGAGAAACAAAAGUUAGAAAUCAAAUCACAGUUAGAGACAAUAAAGAAGGAGAGGGAGAAAAACAAGGAGAAGGUGAAAGAAAUGGAGAAAAAAAUAUCGGACAGUAGGAGGGAAAAUGCUACUGACAGAGCAGAAGGAUACGUGAGAGAGAAAGAGAGCCUGUUAGAUGCUCUGGGUAAACUGGAGAAAAGAAAUGAAGAGCUGGAUGAACAGGAACUAAACACAGAGGGACUUCUACUGAAAUUAGAGAGAGUGAUUAAUAAAAUGAUAGAAACCCUUAAGAUCAAAGAAAAUGAAAUGAUGCUGAUUGACUUACAACUGGGACAAGGAGAAAGUGAAGAUGACAUCGUUCACCUUCACAGAGAGUAGUCAGGGUCAGGGUUAGGGUUGGGAAACACAGUCAGUGUAUCAUGUCUGUGCACUGAAUCUUUUCAUCUGGUUCAUAACAGCUGUACGAAAUAACAGCUGUAAGAAAUGUUUUCAAUUUAAAGACAAAGAGAAAGUCAAAGUGUUGUGAUUCUGUCAGUUUUGCACCACUUUAAAACCCAACAAACUUGAUGAGUCAUAUACCAUCCUUCAAUAUUUGUUUUUUUUUUGCUUUAUGGGGCAACAAUCAACUGAUGAUUACAGUUAUUAUGAUCUCUUUUUAUUUAUAUGCACUAAAGACAUGCAAUAAUAAUAAGACAAUUAGCCCCGAAGUAUAGCGGCCGAAGCAACAGAGUCCGCUACACGACGUUAUAAUGAGAAUAUUUGACUUUAAAUCAAUGCUAUGUGUAAUCCAAUGGAAUGACAACAUCCACAAAAGAGA
Molecule: messenger RNA, 1135 nt
Organism: Labrus mixtus (cuckoo wrasse)
Lineage: Eukaryota; Metazoa; Chordata; Actinopteri; Labriformes; Labridae
Product: golgin subfamily A member 6-like protein 22
Exons: 3
Coding region: 136-696 (186 amino acids)
Source: RefSeq, a predicted model, not a curated record